AGUAUCGCCAUACCCGCCAAAGCACGAGCACCGUGACAGGCCGCAUACACGUUCGUCUUUCGUAGUUCGAUGGAAAAGUUCUUCUACUGACACGUGUCUUUUAAUUUCUACGAUGAUCGGUACGACCUGUUAAAAAAAAAAAAAAAAAAAAAAAAAAAAAAAAGAAAAGAAAAGAGAAAAAGAAAAAAGAAAAACGACAAAUAUCAAUCGAUUUUUCUUUGAACUUGACGAUAAUAACGGUGAUGGGUCCCUGUCGGAGUGUUAACUUUUAUACGGAUUUAGAUAUAAUUAUCGAGAUUUUUAUUCGGCCAAUGGAAAGGUGACAUAUCGUGAUAUCGAUUUUAUAUAACUAAUAUGGUUAAAUGUGACGUGAUAUAUGAACGGUUAGGCCGAUUGGUGAAACAUUUCUUUAUGAUUUCCACCGUUUGACUGUUCGAUUUUUGGUGUAAGUGAGAGUAAACAGUGUAGUGUUUGUAGAUCGUUAUGUUGUCGAGAGUGUAAGGAUUAAUAAACAGUGAGAUAUUAAUCGUUGAAAUUAGAUUUCGUUCAAGGAUUACUAAUUAAAAAGACACGCAAUUAACUAUGUUAUAUCAUUGUGAAUUAAUUGGCAAUUAAUUUACUCGUGAGUUUUUACCGACGGGAAACGAAUCACGGGGGAUGAACAUAUAAUACUUCAGUCUGUAUAAUUUUGUUAUUUUAAAGAUUUUUAUCGAAGAUAACGAUCAAUAAGAUUGGGCUAUGAUCGAUUGGUACGGUCGUCCUGGCACACGCGGUGCCACUUAUCAAGAUUUAUCUUGAUCCUGAACAAUAAAGGCAACAAGUUUCUUGUACAUCGCUUUGCCUUGACAGCAGUAACAGUAGCAGGAGCAACUGCAACAACAGCAGCAGCAGCAACUGCAGCAGCGUCAUCAUCAUCAUCAUCAUCAGCAGCAGCAGCCGCAGCAGCAGCAGCAGCCGCAGCGGCGGCCGCAGCGAACGACAAGAUGCCAGAGAAAGAGGUGGCUUAUCAUCAGGAAGCAUUUUCGUUGCUACCACCUCCACCGCCACCGCAUCAUCCCCAUUCGGCUUUUCAUGCGGCUUUUCAUCCGCAUCCUCAUGCGCCACCUUUACCGCCGUUUCUUCCGCAUCACGGACCACCCCCGCCUGCUCCGCAUCCUGCCGCAGCCGCCGCCGCAGCAUGGGAACAUCAUGCGGCCGCAGCGGCCGCGGCCGCCGCAGCUGUGGCUUUUCAUCCACCACCACCUCAUCCGUGAGUAUCCCAUAUCUUUGACGUUUCCUCUUUGGCAGACUUUCCUUUUUUCUCAUUUACAAAAGGUGGGUGACCGACUUGUUUAUUCGUAUUACGUGAAAAAAUACGAAUGUAGUGUAUUUUUAGACGUCGAUGCGCGCGACCAGAAUAAAGGGAAGUGAGAAGGAAACGGUACGUGUCAGACAUACGCGAAAGAGGAGUCCUGUCACGUUCGAUUAACCUCCCGGCGGGAGAGGAUUAUUUCUUUCACGAAAAAUUCGCUUGGGGGAAAAAAAAAAUAUGUCCUAUAGUAUGGACAUUUUUUACUUGUCUUUACUAUUUUCUUUUUUUUCUUCUUCUUCUUUCCUCUUUUUAGAACAUUUCUUACGAUAUUAUUGAUUAAUAACAUAAUAGAUUUCAUAUUAUAAAUAGAUGAAAAUUUACAUCAUAAUAAUCAUAAUUUAUCGCAAGAUCUAUCUCAUUUUAAUCAAAAUUUGUUUGCUAAUAAUCCAUAUCAUAUCAUAAUAAUUAUUAUUAAUAUUUUAUCUAAACAAAAAAGAAAAUAUAUAUAAUAAUAAUAAUAAUAAUAAUAAUAAUAAUAAUAAUAAUAAUCAUUGUAUGCUUUAACAUACAACGAUGACAUUAAGUAAAUAGUCGAAUAUCUGAAAAGUCCUUAAAGAAAAGAAAAAAAAAAAAAGAAAGAAAAAAAAAAGGAAUAAAUCAAAUCGAUCGUCUCGCCCGAAGGAGUUUGGUUUAGAGGGGUUGGGGGAGGUUUUUGUCGUUAAGACGAAAAAAGAAAAGAAAGUAAAAGAGAAUUUAGAAAAUUUAGAGAAAAGAAAAAAAGGAAAAGAAGUAAAAAACAAAAGAAACAAAAAAAAAACAAAAAAAGAGUUGCAUCCUUCGAGCAUACAUAUAUACCAUCGAAAUUGGCGAUGUCCACGAAGACGCAGCCCUGUGAUGUGUCGUCCCACCCUUCUUCCGGCGAUAUAAAUCGCCGGCGAUAUUUUAGCGUCGAAAGUCGACGCUCAGUUCUCCGGUUACGCGCGUACACGAUUCACGUACAGGAAUGAGCGAGUAGAAAGAAGCGCGUAGACGGGUAGAAGGUUUUGACAGGAGAAAAAGAGAGCAAAGCACAUAAAAGGCGAAGAGGAUGGGGUGUCAGUUGGGUAAAGGGUUGGGUAGGGGUACGGAGGGUAGUCAAAAAAGGAAGGAAUUAGAGAAAGAUCUAGAAAGAGUAUGAAAGAGAGAGAGAGAGAGAGAGAGAGAGAGAGUGUGUGUGUGUGUGUGUGUAUGUGUGUGUAGGUGGAAAAGGAUUUUAACCCGUGUCGUAUCAACGUCUACACCCGUAUUUCAUCUAAUCGUUUAAAUUUUUUGUUUGUUUUUUUUUUUCUUUUCUUUUCUUUUCUUUUUUUUUUUUUCGUUUGUUUCAUUUAUUUAUCUUUCCUUUCAUCUUUACAAUCAUCAGUUAUUAUUUUAUUAUCUUGAAAUAAUUUUAUCAUCGAAUUUAUCGACAUGUGCUUUAAUCUUUAUUAUACGAUUACUUCGGCAAUCCUACGAUAGGAUAUACUUGUGAAUAUUUUUCUUUUUGUAAUAUUUUCUUUCGUUAGUUAUCGAUUAUUCGAUUAGAAAUAAACAAAAAAAAAAAAAUAAGAAGAAGAAGAAGAAGAAGAAGAAGAAGAAGAAGAAGAAAAGAAGAAAAGGAAUGAAAGAAAAUUGUCGAACGAAGUAAAAAAUCAUCCUGAGGAUAUUAUUUUUUUUUGUUUCUUUUUUUUUUUUUAUUCCACGAAACCAUAAGUUUAUAUCUAUAUGGUCGGCUAGGUAGAUAGUGUGUAUAUAAUUAUUUUUCAUCAGAAAUUUUAGCGAUCUAGGAUUAAAAGAGUUCGACUUUAGAAAGAAAGAAAGAAAGAAAGAAUGAGAGAAAGAGGUAAAGAAAAGAAAAGAAAAGGAAAGAAGAACGAAUCCGCGGGACCACGUAAUGUCCGGAGCUGGCGCACCGAACGUUCCAAUUAUACGCGAGAAACGACCCGAAACAGGUUCCACGGCGGAACGUACACAUAAUUUCCCGCCCCGAUGCCAAUAAAGGAGCCUGGCUACGAUUUUAUAAGAGCCGCGCCUUCUUAACGCCUUUUUCUGUCUUUUGCUCCACGGGUUUCUCUCCUUAUAAACUUUUUCCUUUUCCGCUCUCGAACUUGGAAGCUUCUCUCUUUCUCUCUCUCUCUCUCUCUUGUAUCUACAAACUCCACCACCAUCUCCACCACUACUACGAACUUUUUUCUUUAUCUUCUUUUUCUUCUUCUUCUUUUUCCUUCUUUAACGCGUCGAAUAUCUCCCUCCCACUUAUGCGUGUCUCUGACGAGUCUCACGCCGGCCACAUAACAAGGAAUUCUACGACUUUAUGGUCGCUGGACCGACGGCAGCGGAGGGCCUUUUAUUGGUCCUUUCCAUCGGCCGACUAAUGGUUCUCGCUUGGCAGCAUCCCGAGGUUCACCGACUUUAACAUUGGCAAACCGAGUCGCGCGACUUCUUCAUCUCCUCUACCUUUGCUUUUCCAAGAGCAAGAUCGCGAACCUACCACGACGUGUCCAACGAUCCUCUCUACCUAUGUCCUCCUUCUUCUUCUCAUCCACCUCCUCCUCCUUCUUCUUCUUCUUCUUUUUCUUCUUCUUUACCUCCCUCUAUUCCUAUCCACUACCUUUCCUUAACAAUCUCAGAUAUAAUCCGCUAACUAUAAUCAAGAUUCCUUUUCCUUCUGAUGCCGAAGACAUGAAUUCCUUCGAGAAGGAUUAUUUUCAACUUUCGUUUCUUCGAUUACUUAUUUUCUCAUUUCUUUUUCUCUUUUUUUUUUUUUUUGUUCGUUUUCUUCUUCUUUUUCUUCUUUUGCUUUUUCUUUCUUUUUUUUUUUUUUUUCGACGCUCGCACGCAAUAUACAAUCGGACAAAAUGUAUUUAGAGAAUUAGGAAGGAAUAGAAAGAAAAUUUUUCAAGGGGUGAAUCGAGCAAAGAAAUAUGUCGUUUGUUUUAAUUGACGAGAUCGUUUUAAUUCAAAUUUAAGAUAUUUCAUUUUGCACGUGGAUAAUAAAGGAUUUUCUUUUUUUUUUUUUUUUUUU
Molecule: messenger RNA, 4334 nt
Organism: Vespa velutina
Lineage: Eukaryota; Metazoa; Arthropoda; Insecta; Hymenoptera; Vespidae
Product: proline-rich protein 7-like
Exons: 2
Coding region: 984-1253 (89 amino acids)
Source: RefSeq, a predicted model, not a curated record